Molecule: messenger RNA, 2964 nt
Organism: Anarrhichthys ocellatus (wolf-eel)
Lineage: Eukaryota; Metazoa; Chordata; Actinopteri; Perciformes; Anarhichadidae
Gene: cyp26c1
Product: cytochrome P450, family 26, subfamily C, polypeptide 1
Exons: 7
Coding region: 59-1603 (514 amino acids)
Biological process (GO): sterol metabolic process
Molecular function (GO): oxidoreductase activity, acting on paired donors, with incorporation or reduction of molecular oxygen; iron ion binding; heme binding
Source: RefSeq, a predicted model, not a curated record
GAAGCGCCUUUACGCACGGACACAGGUGGAUGCUGGAAAGCGGACCAGCUCUUAGGAGAUGUUACCCCUGGCCCAGUUUGGGUUGCUGUCGGCUCUGGCCACCGCACUCACUUCGGUCCUGUCCGCGCUCUUGCUUCUGGCGCUGACCCGGCAGCUGUGGAGCCUCCGCUGGAGCCUGACCCGGGACAAAGAGAGCAGCCUGCCGCUGCCGAAGGGCUCCAUGGGCUGGCCGCUGAUCGGAGAGACUUUCCACUGGCUCUUCCAGGGUUCCAACUUCCACAUCUGGCGCAGAGAGCGCCAUGGCAAUGUGUUUAAGACCCACCUCCUUGGGAAGCCCGUCAUCCGGGUGACGGGCGCAGAAAACAUCCGCAAGAUCCUGCUGGGCGAGCACAGUCUGGUGUGCACUCAGUGGCCCCAGAGCACUCGCAUCAUCCUGGGACCCAACACCCUGGUCAACUCCAUCGGAGACCUGCACAAGAGGAACAGAAAAAUCCUGGCUAAAGUGUUUAGCCGGGGGGCUCUGGAGUCCUACCUGCCCCGGCUGCAGGACGUCGUCAAGUCUGAAAUCGCCAAGUGGUGCUCGAAGCCCGGCGCCAUCGACGUUUACAGUGCGGCUAAGUCCCUGACGUUCCGUAUCGCAGUCAGGGUCCUGCUGGGUCUGCAGAUGGAGGAGGAGCGGAUAGUUUAUCUGGCCCAGAUCUUCGAGCAGCUGAUGAACAACCUCUUCUCGCUGCCCAUAGACGCUCCGCUCAGUGGGCUACGCAAGGGGAUAAAAGCCAGAGAAAUCCUGCAUGCCAACAUGGAGAAAAUCAUUGAGGAAAAGAUGGAGAGGCAGCAGGCGGAGGAAGAAUAUCACGACGCCUUUGACUACAUACUGUCCAGUUCCAAGGAGCACGGCCAGCAGCUCAGCAUCCAGGAGCUCAAGGAAACAGCAGUAGAGUUGAUCUUCGCUGCUCAUUCCACCACAGCCAGCGCCUCCACAUCUCUAAUUCUGCAGUUUCUCCGCCAUCCAGCGGUGGUGGAGAGGGCCAGAAUGGAGCUGGAGGCCGAGGGCCUUGGCUACGAAUGCAACAGCAGUCACAGCUCAUCUGGUAAUCACAGGGAUGGUUUUCCACAGUCACAGUCUCAUAUUCCGUAUCUGAGCCUGGACAAGCUGAGCCAGCUCCGCUACGUCGACUGUGUUGUCAAAGAGGUGCUCCGCUUCCUGCCGCCAGUCUCCGGUGGUUACCGGACGGCCCUGCAGACGUUUGAAUUAGACGGCUACCAGAUCCCCAAAGGCUGGAGUGUAAUGUACAGCAUCCGGGACACUCAUGAGACCGCCACGGUCUUUCAGAGCCCGGAGCUGUUUGACCCAGACCGGUUCGGCCCAGACCGGGAGGAGAGUCGGUCGGCUCGGUUCAGCUAUGUGCCGUUUGGCGGUGGUGUACGGAGCUGCGUAGGGAAAGAACUGGCACAGAUGAUCCUAAAGACUCUGGCAGUGGAGCUGAUCGGGACUUGCAAAUGGACUCUGGCCACGGAGAACUUUCCCAAGAUGCAGACAGUGCCGAUAGUGCACCCGGUCAACGGGCUGCAUGUGAAUUUCACUUACAACUACCCGCUUUAGAUAAAAAAUACAGUCUGACAGACUUUCCAAAAAAAUCACCCUAGAGGCAUCUUAACCUUCAGCCUGCUUUUGGAAAAUCUCUCCAAGCCCAAGAAAGGAGGUACAAGCACCUCGUUGGGCCUGAUGGUGCAAUUCAAGCCAACUGAAUUUCCACGGGCAUGAAGCAGGGGUUUACAUUGCUGGUUUGGAGCAAGUCAUCAUCUCUACAGUGGUUUGAUCCAAACCUAACAGACCACUUUCUGUUGUAGCACGAGCUCAUUUUUAACCACCGGAUAUGUUCCCCUGCAGCAUUCCCCAGCUUUUACUAUCCGUAACAUGCUUUUUUAAGGUAAUUAACGUAACAAGGUGCAAUUCAAAAGUAAGUCUGUGUAGCCUUUUCCCAACCAGAACAUCUGGGUUUGCCAAAGGUGCCUAGUGAACAGACUUAAGGUGCAUUUUACUUCCAUUAAAUCGAAGACCAAGACAACACAUCUACUGUCAAUAACAGGAGAGAAAGACUUUCCAAAAAGUCUUUCCAUGAAGCCAUCUUAGCUCCAGUUUCUUGGCUCUGACCAAGCUCCAGGUCCAGGGACGAACAUUUUGUUUGCGAUACACACUUACACGAAGCGAUUUACAGACAAUGAAAUCCACUCAGCUUUUGUGUUUUUAUCUUUUUCACCACUUUGUAGCUUUUACAUCAAUGUGUAUCAGAAAGGAAAUAUCCAAGGGUUAUGAAUGUUUCCUGUGCUGAAUGAGCAAGUCAUGAGUAUUUCACUUCACUUGCAUUCACAAAAAACCUUUGAGAUUCAGACCUUUUUGAAAACUGACAAAAAUGUAGCUGGUCAAUUCUUCUGUUAGAAAAUAUCUCCAGACUCACGUUGGACACAGCAGAAACUCAAUUGGUGUUCAGUUAUCUUUGUAAUGAAUUGUUUUGCAAUGAUCUCCACCGCUAAAACACUUUUACUGAUGGAACUUGCACUUAAUUUUGACAAAUAAAUCCCACAACCAGGAACUUCCCAAACAUCAAGAUAAAAUACAAUCAAACUGUUCUGUUUUUUGAACAUGAAUGUAAUAUAAUGUAUAUCCUUAACAGUGCUAUUAUGCGUGUAUCAAAUGAAGUAGCAUUAUGAAUAAGCUGUAUUUAAAAUGCAGAUGUAUCAUUUCUGCUGUGCUUUUACUCUAUCUGUAACAAUAUUUGCUGUAAUUAUACAUAGAUAGACACUAACCUGUAAUGUAAAGGACUGUCCAUAAAACUUUAUUUCACUGCCAGUAAAUAGAUAUCUUUCAUUGUUUAGAGCAGCAUAUAUAGAGAGUAAAGUUAUUAUUAUUAUUAUUAUUAUUAUUGGUCUAAUUUUAGGACUGUUUCUGUCUGGGUCUUGAAG